AAAAAUAAAAAAACCUUACUUCCAUUCCAUCUUCUUCUCUGGAGUACAUAUUACAGACCGAUAGUGAGAGAUUGAGAGAGAAAAAAGUUUGAGAAAGAUGACGAUGUUUCAUUUUUUCAAUUGUGCGAUCUUGACAUUCGGUCCUCACUUCGUUUAUUAUUCCGCCACUCCUUUAUCUGAGUACGACACAUUUGGAACUUCUGUCAAGACUGCUAUUGUUUAUCUCGUGGCAGCUUUGGUGAAGCUUGUAUGUUUGGCAACAUUUCUGAAGGUAUCAGAUAGCGAAAACUUUGAUCCAUAUCAGGAGCUAUUAAAGGCUUCAAUCGGUUUUAUUGAUGUUGCUGGUCUAUACUUUGCGUUGACUCAACUAACACACAGGAACAUCUCUCAAAAUCACAAAUUUCAAGCUGUCGGUCUUGGCUGGGCUUUUGCAGAUGCUGUUUUGCAUAGGUUAGCGCCUCUUUGGGUGGGUGCUAGAGGAUUGGAAUUCACAUGGGAUUACGUCCUGCAGGGUCUUGAAGCAAAUGCUAAUCUGGUGUUGUGCAUCUCUCUGGCUGCAUUAGGGUCCUUGAUGUGGCUCAGGAAAAACAAGCCAAAGACACUGAUACCUAUAAUAUACUUGUGUGCUGGGAUAGUGGCCACCAUGCCAUCUAUCACAAGUUAUUUGCGUCGAGGUAUGGGAUGGAAAUUCCCAGAAGUUGUUGGCUUUCAGCUGGUCACUUCUUUGGUGAUUGCUUUUAUUAGCUGGCAACUCUUUGCAGCAUGUCAAAGACCAUCGUUUUGAUGAUGCUCAGAUACCAAUUAUUCUACCCAGUUGGUGAUACCAUGAUUCAGCCAGGGGAACUGAUUUUAAAAAGACAAGCCUUUGAUAUGUACCCUAUUUUAGUUUUGGUGCUUUUUUAUCACAUUGGCUUGGUAGCAAUUUUACUUGGUCCCUGCUGCCACUAAGCUCUUUUCAGCGAUUGGAAGCUCCGUUCAGGAUGAGACAUUUGUUUAAAGAUGGAAGAUCAAUGGGCCUUUUUUAUAAAAGCAUUUGGUGUUUGAAAGAUUUUGUAACAGAAAUAUACACAAUGUAUUUGGAACUGAUUCAGUAGAAAUGGUACUCAGCUUAAUGUUUAAUCAGCCCAUUAAGGAGGCAUAAUGUUUAAUUCAAUUGGUGUAAUUUAUUUUGUUUUUUCUUCGACGUAGUGACUUGUAUCUGGCUCUGAGAUCUCUAUUGCAGAACUGUGCAUUGCGUUUUACCAGGCUACCAGCCUGAUC
Chenopodium quinoa (quinoa) is the source of this 1260-nucleotide messenger RNA. Its product is annotated as transmembrane protein 147-like. Lineage: Eukaryota; Viridiplantae; Streptophyta; Magnoliopsida; Caryophyllales; Amaranthaceae. Bases 98 to 784 code for a protein of 228 amino acids. The transcript is spliced from 7 exons. The record is from RefSeq and is a predicted model, not a curated record.